Biomphalaria glabrata is the source of this 953-nucleotide messenger RNA. RefSeq lists its product as uncharacterized. NCBI's taxonomy places the organism in Eukaryota, Metazoa, Mollusca, Gastropoda, Planorbidae. The coding region runs from base 119 to 937 and encodes 272 amino acids. The record is from RefSeq and is a predicted model, not a curated record. The transcript has 3 exons.
UAACGCUACACUUUGUAAACACUAAGUGUCUUAACGCGUUAUAGGAGCUUUUGCUGUAAAUGUAAAGAGCUCAUUGAUAGUUCUUCUUUUGUAGGAGUUACAGUUUUCCGACGUUAUUAUGAGUAGAUCAACAAUGGUUCUCAUUUUCACUUCACUUUUGGUUUUCAUAAGUCUAACCUCUGCUGAGAUGACCGUCCCUCGACGUCCACUUGGGUUCGUUUACAAAGAUGGCCAACCCACCGCUUCAGUUAGACUAGCUUCCUUUCUUGACCUGACAUGUCCGGACUCUCUGGAAGCAUUUAAAAUCUUACUCCAGGUGGCCGACUCCUUCAGUGACCGCAGUGUCCAGCUGCGCUUGUAUCUCUUCCCUCUACCUUAUCACACCAACAGCCAUCUUCUGUCUAAGGCUGCGCGCUUCCUUGACGACUUCACGAAGGUGUCUCCUUCCAAUGCUACCGUUUUUGACUGGAUCCAGCUUGUGUUCAGCAACAUGAGAUAUCUGAGCACCAGGGCUACAUCCAACAGCACCGAGGUUCAGGUUGUGGACUAUGUGACGUCUCUUGCCCAGUCACUUUUCCCCGUAUCUACAGAGCAGUUUAAACAAGGAAUCUACAACGCCAGUAUAGACGGAAUGACCAGGCUGGAAUGGAAGUACGGCGCUACGCGUGGCGUCUACGCCACCCCAAUGUUCACCAUCAAUGACGUAUUUGUCAAUGGGGACGCGUGGAACGUGUCCGAGUGGACUGCACGAGUGGACAACCUGUUGCAGGACAGUGUACACAGCGGCUGUGGAGCGAGGCUUGGGGCUGCUACUGUUGUGAACCUGUUGAACAUUUUUGGAGAUCCCUUCGGAGCGCUCAGUGGCUUAAGUCAUAUACAUCUAGCAGUCUUUAUCACUGCGUUACAAUGUCUGUUGUCAUACAUGAGUAGGAAUUAAAUGACCCUGCUAAUAG